This is a messenger RNA of Theobroma umbraticum, 1485 nucleotides long. Its product is annotated as regulatory protein RecX family protein. The record is from RefSeq and is a predicted model, not a curated record. Lineage: Eukaryota; Viridiplantae; Streptophyta; Magnoliopsida; Malvales; Malvaceae. Gene Ontology annotation, biological process: regulation of DNA repair.
AACAAAACAAACAGUUAGAAAAAGGGACGCGUAAAAACCCAGGCCAAAACGCUGCCGUUGCAGGCACCAACUUCAGCUAAGGAUUUCUAAGGUUUUAACUGAACUUCAGCCAUGAACUUGAAAAUUGAAAUUGAAAAUGUCCACUUUUGCGGGUAAUCUCGGCUUCAAAAUCUCAUCCAGUCUUCAAUUUCGGGUCUACUCAAUUCCCUGGUUGAAUGGGAAAAAGGCAAUAUAUUGUUUGAAAGAGAGGGAGUAUAGUUCAUCAGUUCCAGUAAGGUAUAUACCUAAGAAAUCUUUGGAAACUAAAGUGCCAGAAAGUUCUCCACAUUCAAAGGGUUUGAGAACGAAUGAGUCUCAUAAAAGUUGUGAUUGGAAUGCAUUUGGAAGCAAGAGUACAAACAAUAGGAGCAGUAUUGUUGAUGAAAAGUCACAAACACGAAGCAGAAUGUUUGAGGAAAGCGUCUUGCAUGAUGAUGUUAAACAAGACCAUGAAAUAAUGGCAAAGUCCUUGGAGGCGGUUGAGGAUAUUCAUCAAGGGCAGGAUAUUUAUGGGAUGAAUGUGCUACAAGUUUCUAAGAGAAUGCCAGAUGCUGAGAAGUUGGCAAUUGAAUUACUUGCAGCAAGAGCAUUUACAGCAGGUGAACUAAGAAAGAAAUUACUUGGGAAGAGAUUCCAUCCAGAUAUUGUUGAUGUAGUGAUUAACGAUUUUCAGAAGAGAGGGUUGAUCAAUGAUGGCUUGUAUGCUGAAGCCUUUUCUCGAUCUAGAUGGUCUUCAUCAACCUGGGGACCAAGGAGGAUCAAGCAAGCAUUGUUCAAGAAGGGAAUAAGCGAAGCUGAUGCAGAGAAGGCAUUAAAACUUGUUUUUGAGGAUAAGGUUGGUGACUUAAACGAUGAUCAAGAAUCCACCCUUGGCUUGUCAAAGCUUUCAAUGGAUCACCUAUUAAUUCAGGCCUCAAAGCAAUGGCUUCGAGGUCGAGAUGUUCCUAAAGAGAAACGUAAAUCAAGAAUAGUUCGGUGGCUUCAGUAUCGUGGCUUCAACUGGGGUGUUAUUGGUUCUAUAGUAAAGAAGUUAGAAUCUCAGUAUCCUCCCUAAAACACCAAAAGGAUCUCACCUAUGUUUUGGCAGGAAUGAAAGAUAAUUCUAGGUUUCGAUGAGGUUUCAUACCCAUCAUUUGAAUUGUCAAAUGCAAGUUGGGGAAUAAGGAUAGGGUUGCGAUUGCUUAUGGCAUGUAUUGGCUGCUGCAUAAGCUGCUCAUCUUAGCACUUUACUGUGCCAAACUUAAUGUUGCAUAAAUCUAUGUUAGUGCCCCUACACUCUAGUCAGGUCGAGAUGAGGUUGACCUUUGCUAGCACAUAACUCCAAGACAAAGCGGCAAGUGGUGGCAUUACCUUGACAUUGAUUGGAUCCAACAAAAUGUUUCAUUGAUUGAGGGCCUGCAUGUAUUUAUCUUCUGCAAAUAUCUGUUUGAAGGAAUUUUCUCAUUA